This is a messenger RNA of Penicillium verrucosum, 846 nucleotides long. RefSeq lists its product as uncharacterized. Gene Ontology annotation, cellular component: RNA polymerase III complex. The transcript has 3 exons. Lineage: Eukaryota; Fungi; Ascomycota; Eurotiomycetes; Eurotiales; Aspergillaceae. The coding region runs from base 1 to 846 and encodes 281 amino acids. The record is from RefSeq and is a predicted model, not a curated record. Gene Ontology annotation, biological process: transcription by RNA polymerase III.
AUGCACACAGAGCCUCGUCAAUCAAAAUCUCUUUCGACUCCUCCAAAAGAUGGAAAGCUCACGUGGAAGCUUAUUGACCGCGAGGAUGCUGAAAAGCUCCGCAACCUCACCCCGGACGAGGCCAUGGUCUACAAUGUCAUCCACUCCACAGAACGAACAGGUAUCUGGCCCUCGAAGGGAAAAAAUUACAUCAAAUCCCUCCACAAUGUCAAAUACCCUAGCCGCAAGAUGUACAUGCUGGCCGGGCUUGCUCCGAGCGAAGAAGUAACCGGAGGAGCCUGGUUCACGGACGGUGUACUGGACGCCAGCUUCAUCAACAGUGUCGCAGGUUACAUCGAGUACACCGUGAGCCGGAAGAGUUGGUUCGAAGUUCCGGCCUCAGACCGAAAGAACAAACGCAUCAAAACCGCCUCCGGCAAGGCAGACGUCAAGUCCGACGAGAAAACCUACCUCCCCUACCCCCACGGCUACGCAGGAUACCCGACCGUGGCGGAGAUCACCACGGCCGUCAAUGACAGUGGCAUUACUCCCGUCCGCCUAGGCGAAGAGAGCGUCGUGCAACUCCUCGAAAUGCUCUGCUACGACAACAAGCUCGUCGCAUUAGGAAACGGCGAAUGGUACAGAUCCCUCAAGAGUCCUGAGGCUGUCAAAGCGACCCAAUCCCGCAAGCCGCCCGUCGAAGGCGACGAUCUCUCUGUUGCAAACAAGCAUCUUGUGAAGAACGGCAUGACGGAAGCCCCCUGCGGCCAAUGCCCAGUCUUUAAGCUGUGCGCACCAGGCGGCGCAGUCAGCCCCGAGACCUGCGAGUACUUCGACCCGUGGCUGAGCAACGGGCUUGGGUUCUAA